This is a messenger RNA of Blepharisma stoltei, 1390 nucleotides long. Lineage: Eukaryota; Ciliophora; Heterotrichea; Heterotrichida; Blepharismidae. The record is from the annotation of a GenBank genome assembly.
AUGCAGUCAGAACAGAUUAGAGUUCACAGAGGCGAGAUUGAGAAAUCUGAAGAAUUCAUCAGAUUUGUAUGCCUAUCCGACACCCAUAACCAAGUAGGAAAGAAGUUUAAAGUUCCUGAUGGCGAUGUAUUGCUCCAUGCAGGAGAUUUUACUAAUUGUGGCGGUACAGAUGAUGUUGUUAAUUUUAAAAUGAUUUAAAUUAAAUUUAUCAAUAAAAUUUUUAUUGUUUUUACAUAUAAAUAAUACGGUAGUUAUAAUAAAAUAUAGAAUAAUAAUUUUUUAGGGAGAUUGCCACACAGAUAUAAAGUUGUUAUUGCUGGGAACCAUGACUUGUCCUUUGAUAAAGAAAAUUUACCAACCCUUAUUCGUAAUUUUAGCUUGAAUCCAACUAUAAAUUCAGAUGCUACCAAAGCUCUGCUAACUCACUGUAUUUAUUUACAGCCCGUUCUCGGCUAUAGAUCGGGCUAUGCCCGAUCUUUGCCGGGAAACUCGGGGGGUUGUCUUCGUCACUUUCAGGUGACGAAUCAACUCCCGAGUUGGCAAAUAGCCGCUAAUAAGUGAUUUGCCAACUCGGGGAGUUGACUCGUCACCUGAAAGUGACGAAGACAACCCCCCCCGAGUUUCCCGGCAAAGAUCGGGCAUAGCCUGAUCUAUAGCCGGGAACGGGCUAUACUCCCCCCUCUGUGAGCGAACAAAAACAUUGGAAAAAUCCCUAUUUCUUGCCCAAAAACCCACCCUCCGUGAGCGAAAAAAAUUUUUUUAAUAUUGAUAUAUAAGUGAUAGUUAUUAUAAUGAAAUCUCUAGCUAAUUCUGUUUAUUUUAAGCAGCCUACAUUUUAAAACAUAUAUUAUACAAAUUAAAUUAACUUUUGCUUCUAAUUUUUUUCAAAUUUCGAAAAAUAAUUUUUUUAUAAAAUUUUAUACAUAAAUUGUUUUUAAAAAAACAAUUUAAUCCCCUCCAUGAAAGAACAAAAUUUUUUUGUUCGCUCAUAGAGAGGGGGAUAGAAGAAACUGGCGUAGAAGUUUUUGGGUACAAAAUUUGGGGAAGUCCAUGAACUCCAACUUUUUAUGACUGGGGUUUUAAUGCAGAAAGAGGAAGCGUUAUUGCUGAAAAAUGGAGGAAAAUACCUGAAGAUACAGAAAUUUUGAUUACCCAUGGGCCACCAUAUGCAAUUCUUGAUGGUUGUGAUGAUGGUUUUCAUGCAGGAUGUGAAGAAUUGAAGACUGCUGUAGAAAGAAUUAAGCCAAAAGUCCAUCUUUUUGGACAUAUCCAUGAAGCAUACGGGGUGUAUAACAAUGGCUUCACCCAUUUCAUAAAUGCGUCUACCUGCACAUUAAGAUAUAGACCGACAAACCCUCCAAUUGUUUUUGACUUGCCUAGAAAAUCUUAA